Malania oleifera is the source of this 3241-nucleotide messenger RNA. RefSeq lists its product as uncharacterized. Gene Ontology annotation, biological process: attachment of GPI anchor to protein. The record is from RefSeq and is a predicted model, not a curated record. The coding region runs from base 148 to 2262 and encodes 704 amino acids. NCBI's taxonomy places the organism in Eukaryota, Viridiplantae, Streptophyta, Magnoliopsida, Santalales, Ximeniaceae. The transcript has 6 exons. Gene Ontology annotation, cellular component: GPI-anchor transamidase complex; membrane.
UCUGCGGACUUGCAUAGUGCAAUCCGGGUAACCUCCCUCACUCUCCCCCCUGCGCCUGAAAAUUUGGAAGAACAGCUGAGAAGUGGGAACCGAAAAGUGAAAAGCUCGUCGCCGUUCCCUGGGCAAAAGCCGCAAAGCCAUUCAAUCAUGGCUGAGAGCGAUACCGUCAGAGGCAAAAAACGUCGGCCAAUCGUACGCAUAGGGAUCUUCCUCAUUGCUCACAGCCUCCUCGUUAGUGCCGUUUGCUGUACUGCCGGGGUUCUGGCUCUCUUGCUGCUUCCUGUUCUUGCCAAGACCACUUACGUUUCUGAAAAUGCGCUCAUGCCAGGUUCUGUGAAUACUAUGCUUUCUACUGAUGACAUUAUGGGGGCAAAUAGACUGAUGAAGGAAUUAACAAGUUCUAACUUGAGAUCUGCAAAUUCAAGCCUAGAAAUUUCAAGAUUGAUAGCACAGCAUAUGGAAAAUUUGGGUGCUGAAGUUAGUUAUCACAAGUUUUACCCUCAAUUACAUCAGUUUCAUCCACUGCAUUUCUUUUCUGGCCCUGAUUCUGGGAUCAUCCAAGAAAAUUGUAGUUGUUCAUCUCGUGGUGUCAGUGCAGUUGGGAUAAUGAGAGCUCCCCGUGGUGAUGGGAAGGAAGCUAUAGUCCUGGUGACACCUUAUAAUUCUUCAAAGAUUAAUCCAGGUGAAGCUUUAUCACUGGGAAUUGCAUAUUCCGUAUUCUCGCUACUUGCCCGAGUUACUUGGCUGGCCAAAGAUAUUAUAUGGCUUGCUGCAGAUUCACAGUUUGGAGAGCAUGCCCCUGUUGCUGCUUGGCUAAGAGAUUAUCAUGGACCUCUAUUUAGUGGUUUGAGGAAAAUAAAUGUUGAAUUAUGUGAUGAAAGCAAUGCUUUAUAUGAGCUGCAAGAGAAACAAAUUACAAACGUUUUUAGACGUGCUGGUACUAUGGCUGCUGCCCUUGUCAUUAAGGUUGCGAAUAGAGAUGGACAAGGUCAGGACACCCUUAGAAUAUAUGCUGAGGCAUCUAAUGGACAGAUGCCAAACCUAGAUCUCAUCAAUGUCGUGAACUAUUUAGCCGUGCAUAGGCAAGGUUUACGUGUUAAAGUGGAGAAAUUAUGGUCCUUGAUCGACUCGAAAUGGGUUGAGAUUGUUGGUGAAGUAUUUGAAUUUCUAGGAAAAGUGGUUAGAAGAUUAAAUCCCCAAUGGGAGUUUGGCAUCCCUGUUGCAGAUUAUGUUGAAGGCUCUGCUACACUGGCAAGUUCGUUGUAUUUCCAGGCAUUGGGUAUUCCCACUGGUCCCCAUGGUGCAUUUCGUGAUUACCAAGUUGAUGCAAUCACUUUGGAAGUUUCACCAAAAGCUGCUCUGAUUAACAAAGCCAGGCGAAAUGAGUUUCUUCUGCGAGGUGGCGGGUUGAUCGAAAGAGUCAUUCGGUCAGUAAAUAACCUCCUCGAGAAGUUUCAUCAGUCUUUUUUCUUAUACCUUUUAACAUCUCCUAGUAAAUUUGUGUCGGUAGGAGUUUACAUGAUUGCUUUUGCACUUCUUAUCGCACCCCUUCCGAUGGUUGCAGCUUCUCUUUAUGCUGCUUCUAAAAAAGAUGACACCGCUCCUCACACAGCCUCUGCUGAUGGUGACCUUGGCAUUGCUGUUAAGUCAUGGAAAUGGCUUUUUGCUGCAAAACAAGUGUUAAUUGUGCACUUAUGGGGUACCAUUGUUUCAUUCUUUCCGUUUUUCAUCUGUCAAAUUCCCAAUUGCACCCCCACAACUAGCAUCAUAACAUGGGUUUUGCUUUCGAUGUUCAGCCUCCUCAUCUUGUACUUUAUUUUUGGCUCCCCAUUUUCACAAAACAGUGUGUUCGAGUCUCAAAAUAAAGAAUGGACUUUACUGAAAUCUGUGACAAUAUCUGUUGCCUUCAUUGGUUUGUGUCUCAUGUCAAUCAUCAACUUCGCCACAGCAGAACUUGGGGCUAUGCUGCUGGUGCCAAUGUGCUUGAUUGCUCACCCCUUAAAGCUUGAAAUUGAAUCUGGGAACUUGAGAUCUUUUAUCCGGGCUGCUAGUAAUCUAAUAUUGGGAGUCAUCGGAUUUCCACCAGCAGCGUUUUUUGUUUUAAAAGGCAUAAUUGAAGGUUUCAGCAAUGUGAAUGUUGGUGAUUUCUGGACUCGGGUUGAAUCCCUUUGGGCAUGGAAUAGUGCCACUUACCUUUAUAUGGGCAUGAUUCAUCUGCCUUGCUGGGCUUUAUGCAUUCAUAUUUUAUUCCAUCCGCACUGACAACCAUCCGUAAUUUUAUCCUGCAAAUUAUUACACCAUAGACUAGCAGAACAGGAUAUGAAGGUAAUAUCAUUUCCCUCAAUGAGUUCUUAUCUGAAUUUCUCAAUGGUAAUUUGACAAUGGACUAGACCCUCUUAAUUGUCAGAACUUACAAACAUAUGAGGGUCGGCUUGGCUUGCAAGAUUGUGGAACUCUGCAAAAUUUUUUUUGGACUGGCUCUCCAAAUGAAUAUUAUUUGAAUAAAAGCAAGAGAACUGGUCAGAUGGUUAGAAUUGUGCAGUGACCGUCAUUGAGUGAAAUUUGCUCCAUCUUUUGGUUUGGCAGGUUCCUUUCAUGGCAACCUCUCCAUUAAUAUCUAGCGAACACACACCAGGUAACUUCAUGACCUGAAAUUGGUUCAUAACUUGAAGGAAAAGAGAAUCAGGAAUCAGAAAACCCAUUUUCAGUACUACCAUUAUGGAGUAUCUUGGAAGAGUGAAGGCAUGAAAGCAAAAGAAAGCAAUUUUUUUCCCAUAUAGUAUGAGUGGUGAAGAGUUGCUUUCUUUGGAUUAAAGGGUAUGAUCAAAACAGCCCUUUUGCUUAUUGUUGCUGCCAGAAAAGGUGCUUGCUUUGUGUUUGUGUUGUUUUUCACAGUGAAUUGGGGAAAGAGGAGGAUUGAUGAAGACCCGGUGUCUCGCUGGAUUGUUCUCCAGACAGAAUAUAUUGUUUUCCUGAACUUUUUUUUUUUUUUUUUUUUCGAGACAGAUCACAGAUCUGAAGGCCAUAUUCCACACCCACCUCAAAAGAAAGGUAUUUUGCAAGAAUAGCAGAGAGAAGAUUGUCAUGGAGUCGUGAAAGCUAAUGAACUUCAUUUCUUUUUUAUUGAAUGAUCAAGGCAUCUACCUUUUCUUUUUAAGAUUGUUGUGUUAUUUCUGCUCAUGCACUGUUUAUGGAUCCAUCACUGUGGUGCUUUGGGUGGCAAUUUAUUAUGAUUUGAUAA